Molecule: messenger RNA, 932 nt
Organism: Miniopterus natalensis
Lineage: Eukaryota; Metazoa; Chordata; Mammalia; Chiroptera; Miniopteridae
Product: olfactory receptor 4N2
Biological process (GO): G protein-coupled receptor signaling pathway
Cellular component (GO): membrane
Molecular function (GO): G protein-coupled receptor activity; olfactory receptor activity
Source: RefSeq, a predicted model, not a curated record
GAGGAGAUGGCGAGUGAGAACAGCACAGUGGUGAAAGAGUUCAUUCUCCUUGGUCUCACCCAGUCUCGGAAUAUUCAGCUCCUGGUCUUUGGGCUCAUCUUAGUUUUCUACCUCAUCAUCCUCCCGGGGAAUUUCCUCAUCAUUCUCACCAUCAGGUCAGACCCUGGCCUCACAGCCCCCCUCUACUUCUUUCUGGGCAACUUGGCCUUCCUGGAUGCAUCCUACUCCUUCAUCGUGGCUCCCAGGAUGCUGGUGGACUUCCUCUCUGAGCAGAAGGUCAUCUCCUACAGGAACUGCAUCGCUCAGCUCUUUUUCUUGCACUUCCUCGGAGGAGGGGAGGGGUUACUCCUUGUGGUGAUGGCCUUUGACCGCUACAUGGCCAUCUGCCGUCCUUUACACUAUUCAACUCUCAUGAGCCCCAGAGCCUGCUAUGCCUUGCUGCUGGCCCUGUGGCUUGGAGGCUUUGUCCACUCCAUCAUCCAGGUGGCCCUCAUCCUCCGCUUGCCCUUCUGUGGCCCCAACCAGCUGGACAACUUCUUCUGUGAUGUGCCGCAGGUCAUCAAGCUGGCCUGCACAGACACCUUCGUGGUAGAGCUCCUGAUGGUCUUCAACAGUGGCCUGCUCACGCUCCUGUGCUUCCUGGGGCUUCUGGUCUCCUACGCAGUCAUCAUCUGUCGUGUGCAACGGUCAUGCUCUGAGGGGAAGAACAAGGCCCUGUCCACAUGUACCACUCAUCUCAUUAUUAUAAUUAUCAUGUUUGGACCUGCCAUCUUCAUCUACACUCGCCCCUUUAGGGCCUUGCCAGUGGACAAGGUGGUUUCUCUCUUCCACACUGUGAUAUUUCCUUUGUUGAAUCCUGUGAUUUAUACUCUUCGAAACCAGGAAAUAAAAGCUUCCAUGAGGAGGUUGCUUAAUAAGCACCUAGCCUGAUA